Astyanax mexicanus (Mexican tetra) is the source of this 4302-nucleotide messenger RNA. RefSeq names its product cyclin D2, b (gene ccnd2b). NCBI's taxonomy places the organism in Eukaryota, Metazoa, Chordata, Actinopteri, Characiformes, Acestrorhamphidae. Gene Ontology annotation, biological process: positive regulation of G1/S transition of mitotic cell cycle; mitotic cell cycle phase transition; regulation of cyclin-dependent protein serine/threonine kinase activity. The transcript has 5 exons. The record is from RefSeq and is a predicted model, not a curated record. Gene Ontology annotation, molecular function: cyclin-dependent protein serine/threonine kinase regulator activity. Gene Ontology annotation, cellular component: cytoplasm; nucleus; cyclin-dependent protein kinase holoenzyme complex. Bases 536 to 1417 code for a protein of 293 amino acids.
ACAUUGGAAAUUAUAAGCCCCUCCCACUCUAAACGUAACAUGAGACAGAGGAAGCUUCAUUCAGUUCCGUGGAUCGUGAGAGGUGCGGAGGUAACGGAGAGAGAGGUAAAGAAGAGAGAGAGAGAGAGAGAGAGAGAGAGAGAGAGAGAGAGAGAGAGAGAGAGAGAGAGAGAGAGAGAGAGAGGAGUGAAGGUAAAAGAGUGAGAGGUGGAGGGAGAGAAAGACAAAGAGAGAGGAGUGAAGAUAAAUGAGAGAUAGUGAGAGAGGUGGAGGGGGAGAGAGAGGAGUGGGGUAAAGGAGAGAGAGGUGUGGAGGUAAAGAAGAGAUAGAGAGAGAGAGAAGUAGAGGUGAAGGAGAGAGAGAGGCGAAGGUAAAGGAAAGAGAGAAGUGUGGAAUUAAAGGAUAGAGAGAGAGAGGUGUGAGAUAAGGAAAUGAGAGAUGAGGUAGAGAGGAGCAGCAGCAGUGGAUCAGUGCUUCACUCAUGGUUUUAAUGCCCCGUUCGUUGUGAGGGUCUAUAUCAUCUGGAAAUCUCAGCAUGGAGCUACUCUGCUGUGAAAAAGACGCAACCAUCAGAGCAAAGCAGGAUCCCAGCCUCCUCGGGGAUGACAGAGUACUUCAGAGCUUGCUGGUAGUUGAGGAUAAGUUUUUACUGCAGGGCUCCUACUUCAGCCGCGUGCAGGAGGACAUUCAACCAUACAUGAGGAGGAUAGUUGCUACUUGGAUGUUAGAGGUCUGUGAGGAAGAAAAGUGUGAUGAUGACAUUUUCCCUCUGGCUAUCAACUACCUGGACAGGUUUCUUUCCAUGGUGCCCACAAAGAAGUGCUACCUGCAGCUCUUGGGAGCCGUAUGCCUCUUCCUGGCAUCCAAAUUGAAAUCCUGUCAACCGUUAUCAGCAAAGAAACUUUGUCUUUAUACAGACAACACCAUCACAUCUCAAGAGUUGCUGGAAUGGGAGCUGUUAGUUUUAGCAAAAUUGAAAUGGAACAUGGCAGCUGUGACCCCUAAUGACUUCACAGAACACAUACUCCACAAGUUGCCACUACCUGAGGAAAGACUGAGGCUAAUUCGUAAACAUGCACAAACGUUCAUUGCCCUUUGUGCUACAGAUCACAGCUUCACAAUGUGUCCUCCCUCCAUGAUAGCCACAGGGAGUGUAGGUGCAGCCGCUUGUGGCCUUCGGUUAGAUGAGAUGCAGAGCAGUGACUGGGGGAACAGUUUGACCGAGGUGCUGGCCAAAAUUACCCACAUUGAAGUGGAUUGCUUGAAGUCAUGCCAGGAGAAAAUUGAGCAAUUGCUGGCCAGCAGCCUCAGAGAAAGCCAACAGUACAAACACAUCGAGGGAGUGGUCACCAUCAAGGAGCAUAUCUCUCAGAGCCAGUCCUGCACACCUACAGAUGUGCGUGACGUUAACCUAUAGUGUCAUUUCCCACCUACCUGAUUUUUAUUUUAGCUAGGCCAAUUGUCCCACCCUUCAGCUGCUACUCAGCUAUAUAUCCCCCAUCAAUAGUUGGGUGAAGACCAGCACAUGCCUUCACACAUGUGAAGUCAGCCACCUCUUCUUUUCUAACUGUUGCUGAUGCAGCAUUGCAGAGUAGCCAGCAUGACUCAUCAUUGAUACAUCAGCUCACAGACGCCUUGUGCUGAUCGAUAUCACCCAGCCAGAAAAAGCAAGGGCAGUUGUGCACUCUCAGGUCUCCCGCAGCUGAUGGCUGGGAUUCCAAGCAGCGAUCUCCCGUGGGGCAUCCCCUGCCUGAUCAUUUUAAUGUGAUGAUGCAAGUUAAUAUUUUAAUCACUUAUUUAAUUGCAGUUUAAACAUAUAGUAUAUUAAGCCAGUAAAUAGACACAUAUCUUAACUUUUGUCAAAACACAAUUUAAGUUGUACUCACACUAGUCCCUGUUGGUUUGUACCAUGCUUGAGCAUGAUUGUCAUUCCUAAAUCCCUCACUGGGCUCGCAUGUUCUUAAUGUUCCAGAUCUGAGCACACUUCAUCACAAUGCUGCCUGCCUGUUUGGUCUGUUGUUUGUGUCUGUUAUUUGUGCUUCCCGUAUAAGAGAAGGCAGCACUGAUGUCAUGUUUAUGUUUCAUGCUCGGGCAGAGUUUGCAAUGACACUAGAUGCAUAAUGGUAUCUGAGUUUAACUGAACCAUGCCUGAGUCCACCUUUUCAAACAAGCCCAGGCACAAUUCACGGAAAAGAUGUUUGGGAGAAACUCUACUAUGCCCCCACAGGUUUUUAAAAUUGCCUAGUGUGAGUACACUAUGAAAUGCUACAUAAAAACCUGAGAUAUAUCACACUUCAUAAAAAAAAAGAAAAGAAAAUACCUUGUACUUGAAAUUGAAAUAUGUACUUGAAUUUAUUUUUCACACACACACACACACACACACAUAUGGUAUAGUAUAUAGUAUAUAUAUAAUUUUAUUAUUAUUAUUAUCUUAAAUGUAUCACACUUUGUAGUGUGUGACAUACAGUAUUUGUGACUAUUUAUACAGCAUUCAGAUGGAAUAUACUCAUUAUGCCAAACUUUUAAAGUGGCACUGACUGCCUGAGAUGCUCUGUAAAUGCAAGACAGCAAAGAAAGGUACACCAUGUGUCCAAAUGUUUGUGUACACUCCAUCUAAUGAAUGCAUUUAGCAACAUUAAGUUGCCAUCAUUGCUAAAAAUGUUGUGCAAAUGCACACACAUGUAUUGUCAAUGUAGAAGUUGUAGCCAGUGUAAUAGCAUUCUUUGGAGUGGAUAAACAUGAGCCUGGCACCAUUCCUAACUAACUGUAUUCUCUGGAAUGUUCCAUCCAACAUGUGUUAAUUGAGUUAGGAAUGAGGCUUAAAGAGGAGGACCGGCUGAGAGAGUGACUACGGUCUUAAAAUUAAGGUGAGCUAUUUGAGCUAUUUCUGUAGAAGAACUGUGUUUAAUUUCCUAAAGCAGAGGUUGGCAAAGACAUCCUUAGAAGGUUCACCUUUCCCUCUAUUCCUAUGGUUUGUCAGUUGGUAUGAAGUGAAAGUCUAAAAUGUCUAAGAGUCCCUGAUUUAUUUGGUCAGAGACUUUUCUUUCUCAAGAAAAGAAGGGAUCAGUCUAAACAUGUAUUUAGGAUGAGCACAGAAAACUGAGGGUACAGUCUUGACUGUGGUUCCUGUAGGUAGAGAGAGUUUCUGUAAAGUUAGAAGAGAGAAAAGAGAAGAUAUGUGAGCGAAAGUUUAGAUUGGAUAAUAUGUGGAUUAUAAAACAGUGUUUGAUAAUCAGUCACCAGUACUGCUGUUACGUGACUGGUGUAUAAAGGUAUGCACAUUUUGAGGGCAACAGAAGGGUCUUCCUGGUUAAAUACCAGAUAAUGAUUGAUGAAUGACUUAUAGUGGAAGAAUAGCAAAAGAAAGUACAAGAUUAAAGUGUCUUUUGAGAUUCAGUGUGUGCUGUAACAACCUAGCAAAGAAUUCCUUAAAAUGCAAACAUGAAUGCACUUUUGAAACUCACUCUUACGUUAUGAAGACUUUUUUGGCAUUUGAGAGGAUUUAGUGACUAUUAUUUUUAAUUUGCUUUUAAAAUCUUUUUUAAUUAAAUUAUUUUUUACUUGGGGCUGGUUUCCCUUUAAAUAAGGUGUACUUGUGAGUGGUUUUAGUAAGCAGGAACCUAAAACCCAGUGCCAUAUAGAUUUAGAUAGGACAUUUGUUUGAGUGUCUUUUUGAAUUUGUUGUUUUAUCAUUUUAGCAUAUUAUUGUCAAUCAAAUGAUGUUAUAUACUUGAAUUUUACCGUUCAUAGUAAAGAAAACUGCAAUGGUGCGUUUCUUUCCUCCUUUGAAGGCUAUUAAGAGACUAAGGUCUAAGAAAUAUAUCGUAAAUUGUGGAACCUAAUUUGUCAACAAAUUGAUCAGGAAUCAUGGUGAAUUCAGGGUCAAUAUAUCAGCAUCAAUAUAUAUUCAUAUAAUACAUAUAAUAUAUGUCAAAAUAUUAUUUACAUUCAGUGUAUUUUAGUAUUGUACAUUGUAUGAAGGCCUUUUUUAUUGACUGCACAUUUAUCCUUCUGCUGCUAAAAGGAAGAAAAAAAAAUUAGUUUUACACAGGUUGCAUUGUCUACAUACAUUCCAUACCUAUUUAUUUUUCCCAUUUGUGUGCUGCUACAUCUAGAUUAUUAUUAUUUAUUUUAUUUUUUAUUUUUUAUUUUUCCCAUUUUUCUCCCCAAUUUACACAGCCAAUUACCCAACCCACUCAUUAGGACUCCCCUAAUCUAUCACUAGUAAUGCCACAACACACCAGGAGGGUGAAGACUAGCACAUGCUUCCUCCGAUACAUGUGAAGCCAGCCACCGCUUCUU